This is a messenger RNA of Aspergillus sclerotioniger CBS 115572, 1622 nucleotides long. It is a transcript of the gene trm82, whose product is annotated as putative tRNA methyltransferase. Gene Ontology annotation, biological process: RNA (guanine-N7)-methylation. The coding region runs from base 67 to 1512 and encodes 481 amino acids. The record is from RefSeq and is a predicted model, not a curated record. The transcript has 3 exons. Gene Ontology annotation, cellular component: cytosol; nucleus; tRNA methyltransferase complex. Lineage: Eukaryota; Fungi; Ascomycota; Eurotiomycetes; Eurotiales; Aspergillaceae. Gene Ontology annotation, molecular function: protein binding; tRNA (guanine(46)-N7)-methyltransferase activity.
GGAGAAGCGACCUUGCUUCUGUCUUCUGAUCCCCUCCGAAAUCUCCCCGCUUGGCUCCCAUUCAAGAUGGCUGCGAACUUCCAACAUCCCUUCCAAUGCUUUCAAUUCGUGCCGAGGCCGAAUAGCAACCUCCUUAUCGGGUCGGCUGGCUCAAAGCUCUACUCUUACUCCGCCGAAUCUGGAGAGCGGCUUGCGGUUUGGCCACAGGAAGUAGACUCAACCACUGCCAAUCCGGUUGACGCGGAUUCUGUCUCCGAACAAGGACCACCAGGAAAGAAGAGAAAGGUUUCUACAUUAGAAACCCAGACAAAUGACAAGUCCGCCUGGUCCAGCAUUCCCAUCGUGACCACGACCACGACUGGCGAGUACGUUGUUGCGCUUACCGCCGAAGACAAGUGUGUCCGUGUCUUUCAGCUUCAAGAAGAUGGCUCAUUUACUCAAUUGAGCGAGAGAGUCAUGCCCAAGCGACCCUCCGCCAUUACCCUAACUAGCGACGACACCACCAUCCUGUGCGGUGACAAGUUCGGAGAUGUCUACUCACUGCCGCUGAUUCCCAGCGACAAGCUCCCUGUCAUCACCAAAGCCCUCAGAAGCGCAAAACUCAGCCACCCGGCGGCAACGAAUCUGACCGUGCACACCAAGGGCAACCGACGAGCUUUGGAGCAACAAUUGCGUCUCGCCAGCGAAGGCAAAAAGGAUGAGAAGUCCGCCGGCCCAACUUUCGAACACACCCUUCUGCUUGGCCAUGUAUCGCUACUCACGGAUAUGGCCUAUGUAUCGCUUUCGGUGGAUGCCAACAAGAAGCGCAGCUACAUCCUGACCGCCGACCGAGACGAACAUAUCCGUGUCUCUCGUGCCCUCCCUCACGCACACGUCAUUGAGAACUACUGCCUGGGCCACACUGCAUUCAUCAGCCAGCUCUGUGUACCCCAGUGGGCGCCCGAGUAUCUUGUCUCCGGUGGAGGUGACAACUAUCUGCUUGUUUGGAAGUGGGCGGAAGGCCGUAUUCUCCAGAAGGUGUCUCUGGUAGAUGAAUCAUCACAGGCUGCAGAGGUUGCUGUCCAUGGCAUUUGGGCGACAUCACUUGGAGACCUCCGGGUCAUCCUUGUCGCGCUUCACGGAUCCUCACUCCUCCAAUGCUUUACGCUGGAAGCAGAUGGAACCCUGAAAGCACAAAGCCCCAUCCAACUUUCCGGCAAUGUCCUCGCCCUUACACCCAUCGAGAAAGACAAUACCAUCCUUGUCUCCGUCGACCCGAUCCGCCAGCCAGACACAACCCAAGAAUGGAGAGCUAGCCCCUCCUCCCCAUCCACCCUGAUCGAGGGUUUCCACGUCAAGCCAGGCACCGAUAGUCUGGAAUGGGAACCUGCCGCGGCGACCGUGGCCGAGAAGAUCAACUCUGCUGGCACGGACGAAGUCUCGACGACGACCGAAGACAAGCAAAGAAAGGAACUGAACGACUCGCUGUAUGGAUUGGGACAUCUUCGAAAGAGGAAGGGCGAAGAUGAGUAAAAAAGUUUGGUCUUUUUGCAAUAGAUAAUUUUUCCCAUCGGAAGGAAUGUAUAUAUCAAGGAGUUACUCAAUGACCUGUUCUAGCGUCCAUAUGUAAUGGCAGCCCACUU